Molecule: messenger RNA, 5614 nt
Organism: Nothobranchius furzeri (turquoise killifish)
Lineage: Eukaryota; Metazoa; Chordata; Actinopteri; Cyprinodontiformes; Nothobranchiidae
Gene: ralgps2
Product: Ral GEF with PH domain and SH3 binding motif 2
Biological process (GO): positive regulation of GTPase activity; Ras protein signal transduction
Cellular component (GO): plasma membrane
Molecular function (GO): guanyl-nucleotide exchange factor activity
Source: RefSeq, a predicted model, not a curated record
ACUGCUCUGCGGUAGGCACCAACCCUCUGUGUUAAACCGGCAGAAAUAACACCGACAGACGGACUAAGAAGCCAGGCGACCCUCUUGAGGACUGUGAUGGGCAGACUGGCCCACUUCGCACGCGUGAAGCUCCGCCCGUUAGCGUCUCCUCAGCCCUCAUUCAAAACAGAACACAGCUGUUGCGAGGCGCUCUGUUGUGUGCGGAGCGUUAAAAACGACGAUCCGACUGCUGUCCUCUGAUGUCCUCUCUGGAAUAUCAGACGAAGGAAGGAAAACGGCACACUUUGGACUCUCCCUCAGAGAAAGGCAGGACUCAGUAGAAAGAAGAAUUCAGAAUAGGCAACGGUACUCCUGGAACUAUGCACAUCUGACACCUAACUGAGAGCCUGACGGGCUUUACUGCAACUGAGGAUGAUGAAUGGUCUCCUUUGCCAAUGCUAGAUGGUAUGGGAAUGAUGGACCUCCCCAAUGGCCAGUCAUGCAUCACCAACACUGCUGCAACAGCCUCUGAGAAGAGCAGCAGCUCAGAGUCUCUCAGUGAUAAGGGAUCUUCAGAGCUGAAGAAGAGUUUCGAUGCAGUUGUGUUUGAUGUGUUGAAGGUCACCCCUGAGGAGUAUGCAGGCCAGAUUACGCUCAUGGACGCGCCUGUAUUCACUACCAUCCAGCCUGAGGAGCUAUCAAGCUGUGGCUGGAACAAGAAGGAGAAGCACAGCUCUGCUCCAAAUGUUGUGGCCUUCACCCGCAGGUUCAAUCAGACUAGUUUCUGGGUGGUACGAGAGAUUCUCCAUGCUCAGACGUUGAAGAUCAGAGCUGAGGUGCUGAGUCUGUAUAUUCGUACUGCCAAGAAACUGUGUGACAUGAACAACCUCCAUGCUGUCAUGGCAGUGGUGUCAGCGUUGCAAAGUGCACCCAUCUUCAGACUUACUAAAACAUGGGCGUUACUAAGUCGAAAGGACAAGGCAACGUUUGAUCGUCUUGACUACCUGAUGUCCAAAGAAGACAACUAUAAACGUCUGAGGGAUUUCAUAAGCAGCCAGAGCAUGGUCUCAUGUAUACCAUACCUUGGGAUGUAUCUCUCUGAUCUGACAUACAUAGACUCGGCGUACCCCUCCACAGGCAGCAUACUGGAGAACGAACAGAGAUCCAACCUGAUGAACAACAUUCUCAGGAUCAUAUCCGACCUGCAGAGAUCUUGUAACUACGAUGUACCAGUGUUGCCUCACAUACAGAAGUAUUUGAACUCUGUCAGGUACAUCGAAGAGUUGCAGAAGUUUGUGGAGGAUGACAACUACAAGUUGUCACAGAAGAUUGAGCCAGGCACCAGCACACCACGAGCCAACGCCUCUAAGGAGGAUCUUGUUGGCCAGGAAGCAUCAUCUUCUCCUCUUUGUGGACGUAAGGGGUCAGUGACUGCUGACGUCCCAGCCACGCCUCCAUCCCCCAGGAACAUGCUGCCUUAUGGGCACAGGAAGUGCCACAGCCUGGGCUACAACUUCAUCCAUAAGAUGAACACGGUUGAGUUUAAAAGUGCCACUUUUCCCAACGCUGGUUCUCGUCACCUGCUGGAUGACAGUGUAUUAGAGAGCCACAGCCCCACCAGGGGACAGGCAGAGAGCUCUACUCUGUCCAGUGGCAUUUCACUCGGGAGCAGUGAGGGCUCUGAGCUCAGUGAAGAGAUGUCUUGGCCAGCUUUUGAGAGGACUCGGUUCUAUCACUCUCUGGGCCCAGUGAGCCGUGUGGCCCGCAUCCAGUACAGAGGAGUCCUGAGGCCCAGCAGCUCUGCUGAGUCGGAGGAGCUGGCGGUUCAUCUGUAUCCCGGAGCAGUCACGGUGCAGGGGGUGUUGAGACGGAAGACCGUGCUCAAGGAGGGCAAGAAGCCAACUGUGGCAUCUUGGACCAAAUACUGGGCUGCUCUUUGUGGAACCCAGCUUUACUACUACGCUGCAAAGUCCCUGAAGGCCACAGAGAGGAAACAUUUUAAAUCCGCAUCCAACAAGAGUGUGUGUGUGGUCGGUCUCAUGGCCAUGAUGGCUGACGAUCCAGAGCAUCCCGAUGUCUUCUUGUUGACCGACUCUGAGCAUGGUAACACCUACAAGUACCAGGCAGGAAACAGGAUGAAUGCUUUGCUCUGGUUUAAACAUCUGAGUGCUGCUUGUCAGAGGAAUAGGCAACAGGUGCCAGCAAAUCUGAUGUCAUUUGAGUGACCGUAAAAAAGAGAGGGGCGAGGCGAGAGAUGAGGAGGAUGAGGACGAGCACCGACUCAGUAGUGGAAGCUUUCACUGCCAUGAGCCCCAACAGCUGAUUCUCCGACUCUCACCCCAACCUCACUCCAACCUCACCUGCCACCACUGCCUUAACCAGAGUUCCUAGUGUGUGUGUGUGUGUGUGUGUGUGUGUGUGUGUGUGUGUGUGUGUGUGUGUGUGUGUGUGUGUGUGUGUGUGUGUGUGUGUGUGAGUGAGUGUGAGCAGGUCUGUGUGGAUAGAAGCUUUUGGAUGUUUUGACCACUAAACAAGGAGCCGCACCACUGCUGUUGUCUCUCUGAGUGUCUUUUCAGCGCUUCAGUGGAGCCCAGAUGUUUUUCCUCACCUUCAGACUGCCCCUGUAGCGACGGGGACAAUCUCUUUCACUUUUUUUUUUUUUAAAUGAAGGGGCAAACUAUUUUAAUUCACUCCCCCCUUCAUUGCGCUCAAAUGUAGGAUCUCCAUCUCUCACUCUGAUGGAAACUCAGUCCCAGCAUGACCAACCAGUUGGAGGUCGGAUGGUUGUGGAGCGCCUGCUCACUUGCUCGUCCACACUUUAUCACUCUCUUUAAUUAUUUGCAUCUGCUCGAAGUGGAAGAAUAAGUUCCUUGAACCGUGCUCCCACAAAGCUUUUAUUGUAUCCUUGUGAACGUAAGGGCUCUGAUUCGCCGUCAGUUCCAGCAGAAAUGAUUCCCACUUUUCCUGAAUGUGUCAAGUCUUUAAAACAGAAUCUAUCCCUCUGUUUGUCACUUGAUGAAUUUACUGUGUGCGUGCACGCGUGUUUGUACAGCUGCGUGUGACGAGUUGGAGGUGUUGGUCUGAGUUUCCACAGUGGUACAGUAAUCCCAGAUUCUAAGCUAAGUUGCGUAGAUGGAUGGACAAACACCUUUCAAGUCCUUUUUGUUGCCGUUUGUUUUUUCUGUUGCCCUGCAUCAGCUGAUGGACGCCAGGCUGGGCUCACUGGACUUGCACAUACAAAACACUAAAGACUUGAAACUGUGAAAAAGUCUGAAAUGGAAAGCAACAAAAACUCAUAAUUCACAAUUUGAUCUCCUCUGUUUUCCGUUUGGAUGUUGAAGCAGACACUCGCAUCUUACCUGGAGCCACAGUGUCUCUUUGUCUUUGUUUACUUUUUUCCUUUCUUUUCUUGCGGGAGCGACGGUACAGUUCACAGUAUUACCAUGUAGUUGAUGAUUGCACAAGAAUUUCAGUUUGUCUGUUACAUGUAGAUGUUAGUUUUUGUGUGUUUAUUAUUUUGAAUGGUUAUUUAACCUAUGGAUCUAGAUUUUUGUUGUUAUAAAAGUGAAGAGUUUGCCCCUUUUAUCAUGACUGCGACGUUUUAGGCCUCAAAGUUGUUAAAUAGCAUAAGCACCUUGGUAGGAAUUAGUGCCAAGUUACUUUAGCGUAGCUGUUUUGUUUCUUCAGGUCGAUGAAACAUUAGGAGGAGAGUCAAAGUGUGAUUAGGUGUGCCACUUAAAGACUGUUGCCAGGUGUUUUUGUGAAAACAUGAGCAAUAGGCUGGUACAAAAACUUAUGGGAGGCUUUAUUUAGCAAUAAAAAGAAUGACUCGGCUUUAUAAAAAAAAAAUGGCUGUUUACAUUGUGUGUUUACACAAUCCUUUGCUUAAUUCCUUCACAGCUUAGCAUUUGCUGUAUUAUUGGGAAAUGGAUUAUGAAUUUGUUCUGUCACUGAGUUACUUUAAACUCUGAGUUUUGUUAUAAAGCAGUUAGUGGGGCAUGAUGGGAGCAGCAGGUGAACAUUUUCAUUUUUACAGUACAGAUUUUCUCUCUAUUGUGCAUUAGAUUGUCCUUUUUUACUAAGUAAAGCUCCUAAACCUCUGCUGAUGCUUUAAACUCCUCAGAAAAACACUCUGUACCUCCUAACAAUCCAGACUAUACAAAGUCCAGAGAAUCGGAUCAAUCUGAAGAGGUGUACAGUUGCCUGUGUGGAGACGAGGUAGUGGACAAACCUGUGGAAAAACCGAGGAAGCCAAAGACAGGCCUGUGUAAUGUGACAGUCGCUGAAAGUACGAGUGUAUGUAUUUGGAUGCCUGUGCAUACUUCUCUAUUUUUUUAAUGCAAUGUAAUCCAAGCCAGAUUAGACUAUCCCCUCGAGGCUGCCGUCACUGCUGAGCAGUGGGGGGUCGACCAGCUACCCGAUCUCCUGUGUGAGUGACGGCAAUCUCACGCUACAACUCAACUCUUGUGUUGCACUGGAAGUGAGAAGAAAGGACUUUUCAGCUCACACCGAGUGGAAGAGAGACUGCUCGGAGCGCUAGAAGCUAGCUAAGGAAGCGGAUCGGUGUUUGGUUUCUGCCGGACAGCUAAAGGGACAACGAGGGUUAGAUGGGAUGACGCUGUUCGUAACGAGUGGUUGAGAGACGGUUUAACCGUGUUUAACCACAAAUGCUGGUUCAGUCCUGCCCAACCAGCUGUUGUAUUCCAAGUCGGGAUUAGAAGGAAUCAGUUUGAGACUCUGCAGAAAGGACUGUGAGCAGGAGUAGCUGGGAUGCAUUUAAAAUAAAAAAACGUGACAGCCAUCACAUUUGCUUUUCUUUGCAUUUGCUUUAUCUGAUGCUGAUCGACAAUGAUGAAAGAAACGUACUCUAUGUAAUCAGCGUGGGUUCCAGAGUUUGAAGUUUUCUACUUUACCAGAGCAGAGAAGUGCUUCGAGUGUAACGUUUAUUUUCUUGAGGGUUCCAGUUCACGUCGAGCACUUUUUUGUGACACUUGUCUUGCUGUUACAUGGGUUUACUUGUUUGUUUGUUUUUUCACUUUGAGGGCAGCGUUUGGCCAAAAGGAUGAUGAAAAUAGAAAAUUGGGACAUAUUUGUCUUGGAUUUUGAGCCAAAUCACUUUGAACAAAACUGCUCCUUGAUCUUUAUUUUGGGUGAAAAUAGAAAAUGUAGGUGUUAAAACCUUAAUUGUCAUAAAGAAACGUGAUUCCACGCUUUACAGUUUUCUGCUUUCCUAGCUUGCGUUUCCUUCACACUGACCAUACUGUCUGCUAAUGCACAAUCUGUCUAACUUCUCCUGUGUUAAUCGUUCUGCGUAAACACCUUCCUGAUUCAGUCAGCAGUUCACACGUGUAUCUCAUCCAGAACCAGUGUUGGUGUGUUUUUGUUGUUUUUAUUUUUUGUAACCUAUGUGACCCUGUGCCACUUGUGCACCAGACAGGUAUCAUUCACUGUUUACCAAGGAAAAAGCAGCAGCCUCUGUUUGAGUUGUCAUAGUAACAGAGGUGAUGUGUCACUGACCUUUACCUGGCUUUGUGUGUGUCUAUCAUGACUGUGGUGAGCGCUGUGACCUCAUCUUUGAGUGAUGUGCUACCUCAUGUGAAGACUAAGAUCCAAUAAACACUCUGACCUUUUUUUU